This is a messenger RNA of Meloidogyne enterolobii, 477 nucleotides long. The record is from the annotation of a GenBank genome assembly. NCBI's taxonomy places the organism in Eukaryota, Metazoa, Nematoda, Chromadorea, Rhabditida, Meloidogynidae.
AAAAUGGCGGAAAAUGAUGGAAAUAAUGUUGCAAUUGUUGAGUCCCCCGCAAAGUCGGAAUCUCCUUUAUCUUCGAGGGAGGAAUUUGGAAGAAUACAGAAAGAAUUAGCCAAAGAAUUAAAAGCAAAAGAUGGGCUUGAGAGAUUCCUCUCACUUGCUUCUGGCAAUUUACUCAACCCUCGGGCUUAUACUCCGGAUUUAAUGGAAUAUUCAAGAGAACUUUAUGAGGAAAGUAAAGCAAAGACAACAUUUUUAAGGAUGCAAUUGGAAAGGUAUUUUGGGAUUUUUUGUAUAAUAUUUUGGUUUCUAAACUGGGGACAUUUAUCCAUUACGUGGGAAUAUUGUUUUUUCAUUUUUCGAUUUGGGGGAAUUUUUUCGUUUUGAUUUUUAUUCUAAUUUUUAGAUUAAAAUUACAAGAACGAUCAAACAUUGCUGGUAAUGGCCGUGAAAGUGAUGGAGACAGUACUGAAAACAAAA